UCCUAUAAGCCCUGGUCCUUUGGAUGGAGUUUUUGUCUCACAGUUCCCAUUUGGAAUGGAGCUUUGUUAGGCAAACCAAGAGUGUUAUCAAAGGAAAGACCUUCUCAAACUGCUUUGUUCCUGAACCUGCAGUUCCAGCAGACCUUCCUGCUGCCUUCCAGUUGGGUGCAGGAACACAACUGCCAGCGUGGACAGCGGGGGGAGGCCAGUUUUGCCUUCAACAUCCUGAGCAUCGCAGGCGCCUCAGUGCAAUUUUCUGCUGCCGUUGCAUCUUUGCUCCUUGGCCCAUCCUGCUACUGCUGGCUGGCUGGGAUCACUGGGAGCAGCUACCUGGGUUAAGUUCUGUUCCCCUUCCCCUGUGCUGACUUCCCAAACCUCUGCAGAGACCCACUGAGGGAUGAGUGAUACCCCCUCACCCUUAAAAUACUGGACUCAUGCCUGAGUCUGGCUGUAUUCUGUGCAGAUUUGGGUUUUGUGAAGCUGCUGCAGUUUGGACACUGACACAUGAGCAUCAGUCACAGCUGGGAAGGUGGAUUGCCAGGAGGGUGGCACGGCUGGGCAAGGAUGGAUGGAGCCUGACUGCUCUGCCAUGGGGUUCGUUACAUUAGAUCACUUUAUGAGCCAGAAAUUUGGCCCUUCAUAUCCAUUACAUCCCAGUGCUGUUUUGCCUAAAGGGACACGCCUUUUCCAUGUGUAGCCUGGGCAUCUGAAUUCAAAGGCUGGGCACAAUUUUACGGAAAUUAUACAGUCUGCUUUUGAUGUUACGGAAAGCAGAACCUGAAGAUUUGCCUUUCUGCUCUUCCUUAUGGCUUGGACACUGCUCUGCCAUUAACACACAGAGCUGUCAAAACCUACACACGCCUAGGUACGAGAUGGACAUGGAUCUGAUCCCAACAUAGACCUCAACAGCAAGAGGAGUGUGAAAAAUAACCACCAUUCAGCAUGUCUUAUCUCUGCUCCAGAUAGAGCCCUAGGCAGGAGCACCUCGACAGUGCAGCAGGAUGAGAGGUGAGGGCAGGAGGAAAAACAGGCUUCUGGGUGACCCAGAGCAGAGCCAGAGCCCAGCACCAUGCCCCAAGCAGCUCCUGUGUGAGGCAUAGCAUCAGUUUCCAGCUCCAACAUUCCUCCAGCUCCCACAUCUUGUAGGACUCGCUGUUGGUUCAGACAUUCACAAAUUUUACUGCACUGAGGGAAAUCUCACCUUCUGUGCAUGCUGUCCCUUGGGGUUUUUCUUCCCUUUAACCUUUGUUUGGAGCCAGUCUUGAAUCCCCGAAAAAAAAACAGUGUUUCCAUGACAACAGCCCAGUAGUGGGCUCCUCUGGGACACCUGAAGAAUCAAAACACAGCCAGUGCUUCCUCCUGCUCCAGCAUCACUCCCCACAGCCAUAUCCUAUCCCCUCUCCCUCCUCUCGUGCCACAGUGGGCUGCCAACUGCCUUGGGCAGAGCUCUGCCUGCAGUGGCAGCACUGGCAUUUACUGACUGAUAAGUUACACUGCACAAGGUGUGGACAGGCAGGUAUUGGACCAUGGAACCAUCUUAUUGAGAGAGAAAGGCCAGAAGGGUCUUCAGUCCAAAGGACUGGACAGCUCUUGCAUUUCAUAAUCCCCUAAUCUUAUUAAUAAGAUUCACAAUUUUCACGCCCUCCUUGGUAUUUUACAGGAGAUAAUCAAGUGAUCCUUCGUUACUCACAGUCCCUGCUUUGCUCCCAACACACAGCAUUUCUCUUGCCCAUGUUCACCAAAGCUCUGCAAGCGCUGACCCGAUGGCCCUGUCCCAGCAGAGCGUCCCUGGGACCUCACCAAGACCCCAAGCAUCCCCAGCUGCACCCUCUCCCUGAGCAGGGCAGGGUACCAGUCCUCUACAGAACCAGACCCUGCCUGCCCAAGUGUUUUCUCCCCCGGGUGGCACAGCCAACACCUUGCCCAGAGACUGACUCCAGCCAAGUGCCCCACUGAUCCUCCACUGAGGCAGUUCCAAACCCCCAACCUUUCCCUGCAGCACUCUGUCUGCCCUCAAACCAAGAUUUAUGAGGGUUAUGCACGGAUGUGGCUGCAAGAAGAGUCCAAAAGCUUUUGUUGCAAUGCCACAAGCAGCACAAAAAGCAGCAAAACGCUCUUUGCAUACCUGAUCCUCACUGAAGGGAUGCAAGCAGCACCCUCAAGCCCCAGACGGCAGGCUCUGAAGCAGGACCCAAGGAGGCAGCGUGGAUGUGUGCCAGCCUGACAAUGGGGUUUCGUUUAACAAGCACAGAUUUAAGUGUGGAAAUCAAAUAUGAAACAGUCGUGGCCAGCAUUGUCUGCAUUCUUGGAGUGGCACUGAACUAGCAGAAAGAAAAGAACUGAGACACUGGCCCAGACAUGCUCCAGCUGUCUGCGACUACCUCUUCCCUCCUCCACUGAAUGACGUACACCAACCCAGGAGCUCUUUUCAUCUCAGCUUUUGCACAAUCCCACGGUACUCCUGGCAGGAGAAGGUCAGGCAUGUUUAAGUGUGAGAUGCUGUCUCUGCAAAAAAUUGUUUUGUAACAUCCAGAGCAGGUCUGCAAUUCCAAACCUGGAUAUUGUAAGCUCCAACAAAGAUUUUUGCAGUGCACCUCCAGUAACUGCUGUACAUGCACCUUGCUGCUUCCUGACAAAUGGCAUUGCUCUAAGGGUUUGCAUGGGGAAGUUUAACCUUAUUCCAGACAGUUCAGUAAGGGGAGAGGUUUUUGUUUGUUUUUUGGUUUUUUUUAUGAAUAAUGAAAAUUAUUUCUCAUACUAGAAUCUAAUUUCUGCUCAUUAGGGGUAAAAAUGAUGAUUUCAAGCAAGGAGUUUCUCCUAAUCCAUAAACUGUAAACAUCUGCUCAACACCAAGCCUAGGAGCAACUCCAUUUGCCUUAAUAUGUGUGCUUAUCUCUAAGCAGGUGCUUAAGUGGUUUGUUGGCAAGAGCUGGAGUGCUUAUGUCUUUCCAGGUGACCCUAUUUAAUAAUUACCAGUAUUAAACAGCUCAAUAACUAUAAACACAAGGAAAAACCACCCAACACUGAGUCAGCUCUACACAGAUCUUUUCCAAAUAUGAUUUCUGCGUUAAUCAGGGGGGUCAAACUGUUCCAUGCUCGAGGGCUGACCCCAAAGCCACGGGAAUCAGUGGAAGGGUGUUGACCAGUUACACCGGUUUGGGGAUGGGAUCCCCUGUGAGCAGAAACACCUUUCUGUCUUGGCACUGUGACUAACAGGGACAACAAAGGCUCUGCACUGACAUUAAGAAAAUUUGUUUUAUGUCCUGACAUCCUGUUAACCUCCAGCUCACUUAGAGGAAGCUGUUAAUUUAAUGGUUGCGUCAGAAAGAUACGGCAUUGCUGAGCAACGAAGGAAACCUCCCAGACCAAUGUCAGCAUUAACACCUGCACAGGGCAGCACUGGCUGCAGGAAUCUCUGAACAGAGCAUAAAUUUGAAGAAUCUGCCCUUGACAAGGAGAAAACUUUCAAAUCAAAGUGGUCAUGGCUGAUACAGACUCUAGGGACAGGCUCUGGUAUCUGCCUCCUGCAUGUCUUCCACAGCAAAGCCUCUCUGGAUCCUACAGGUUUUUCCAGUUAAAUUUGAUGCAAAAAUGGAUGGAUUAAUCCUCUCCCAUCCCUUGGAAGUAAGAGGCUGCACACAGGGUCUUUAUCUCAGCCUGAUAUAAAGAGCUCUAAUCACUCAAACCCAGAGAAGUUUAUUUUGCUAUUGCCUUGAUUUCGCUGCCAGUAAAAUUUGACUAUAGGUGGUAUCCAUUUUACUGAAUAUCAAACUUACAUUGUACAUAUAUGCAAGAGUAGAGGUGGAAGGCAGUGGUAAGACACUUAGCUAAAAUGAGAUGUCUGACCUAAAAAUAAAGAUAUAAAGGUCCUGACUCCAUAAAACACUUCAGCACAUACCUAGCAGCAGACAUGCAGAUGAUGCUGUUGAGCUCAGCCUGACACAAGUGCUGUAACUAGUGUGAUGAUAAUCAGGAUUCAUUAUAAGUCAGAUGGAAUCUGGAAUACAACUGUGCUGUAAAACCACGGUUUUAAUCCAGAGGUGCCAGUACCUCACCUGAAAAACAAAGCUAUAGUCUUUCCAUUGCCUGCUCAGACACAGGCUUGCAUUUAUACACCAGAAACACCCUAAUUCACAGCAGCAAAGUAGAAAGAUUUGGGUUGUUGCAUUACUCUUAGGAAUAAAACCUUUAUCUCUGUGUGUCAGGCUUGCACUUUCAGCGUGCUGGGACAUUUAGAGUCCCAGCUCACUGACCCUCAUUUGAUGCUUCUACAGAUUUGAGCACUGACCUUCCAGGCAUGAGAUCAUUGACUUGUGUGUGUCCCUGACUCCUGCAGCCCACAGCAUUGCUCCAAACAUCAUUCCUGAUUGUUGGUCACUCCAGACUGACUCAUUCUCAUUCUGUCUCCCACACAACCAUCUGUCCUUUCCCAAACUCUAUCCCUCCACUCUUCAACCUGUGGCUCAGGGUCAGCAUCAUCCUUCAAUCCUUUAUCCCACUGCUUACAUUUUCCAUCCACUGGCUCCUAACAAGAAAUGGAAAGUUCCUUGCAGCUUCAGCCAACCUCACCUCCUAAGGUCUUUUUGCCCAGAGGGACAAUAACUAAGGUUCAGGCCAAGAUACUAUCUCGUCCAGACGGGGGAAGUCUGGAAGCCCUGAUAGCUGAUGACCUACGUAAGCCCGUGUUACAAUUUCACUUUCCAUAAUUCAACUGCAGUUUCUAAACUGUGUGGAAAUGCUAUAUGGUAUUUAUAGAAACAUUAAUGUUGCUUAGAUUUUGGAAACAGCAACGCUGCUUUCAGUGGUCUUGGUUAACCACAGUCUUGAACUAUCGCAUUCCCGGGAUAAAUCUUGGAGAUGUUGAAAGGCAUUUCUACCAAAAUAGAAAGGCAGAAUUUGUGAGGCUUUUCAGAAAACAAGAAUCACCCCUGAGCGUGGGUCCUCCUCUCUGGCCACAGUUGGUGCAGGUGUCCAUCUGCACACGGAGCAGACGGCAGAGUUAAAGCCUAAACCUAUAAUCAUUAGUCAGGCAAAAUUACAGCAGGUGAUGGUGUGCACAGCUGAGCCCAGGGCUUUAUGGCAGGUAAUCAGCACACUCCUGCCCCAUAACCUCUGCAGUCUCUUGGGUUUCGAGUCAGCAGUUCUGCUCCUGUGGGCAGCAAGCAUACAGAAACUGUUUUCUCUGCAAGUGUUAUAACUUCUAUUUCAGUUCAGCACUCUUCCUUAUUAAACUGUCAUUGCCCACAAAUGAGUUUUCUGAGUAAUUAAUACCACUGGGGCUCUAAUGAAGAUGCCAUGCAAGACUCUGCUACAGCAGCUCCAGGUGACAUUACUAGUCUGCCACUCUUUUCCAGCUCUCCUCAGAAGGAUGAAUCAGGAUCUCAAUAGUGCUAC
Myiozetetes cayanensis is the source of this 5394-nucleotide messenger RNA. RefSeq names its product transmembrane protein 212 (gene TMEM212). The record is from RefSeq and is a predicted model, not a curated record. Lineage: Eukaryota; Metazoa; Chordata; Aves; Passeriformes; Tyrannidae.